AUGCGCACCCACGACAACAAUGAGGACGGCCAGUCUCCACAGGCUAUGCUCCAACAAGGCAGUGUGGAUGGGUUCAAAGCCGAGCGCAAAAUCAGAGGACUACAAUGGCUCGUUGUCGUCCUGUCAGUCCUGUCAUCAACGUUUCUCUAUGCUCUGGACAACACUGUCACUGCCACCGUGCGGCCUAGUAUGAUCACCACCUUUGGCAACCAGGUGAACAUGCUUCCAUGGCUCUCCGUCUCGUAUCCCAUGGGAGAGUUCAAUAACAAGACCGUAUACCUGGCCGCUAUUCUCAUAUUCGAGGUUGGCUCGGCCGUCAUUGGCUCAGCGCAAACGGUUCAAGCCGCUAUAAUCGGCAGGGCCAUCGCUGGCUUUGGAGGAUCAGGCAUCUACGUCGGCACAAUGACCAUAAUCUCCGCGAUGACUCUGGAAAUCGAGAGGGCUAGCUACCUGAACAACGUUGGCAUGGCCUGGGCCUUGGGGACUCUCCUCGGCCCAGUUAUUGGAGGGGCUUUCGCUGACUCGCAAGCCACGUGGAGAUGGGCCUUUUACAUCAACCUCUGCAUCGCCGCUCUAGCUGCUCCAGCCUGCAUCUUCCUCAUCCCGUCCUGUCCUGCGCCGACUACAGCUCCUCGGUGGGAUCGAAUCAAGCGCAUCGACUAUGUCGGUGCAACUCUAUUCUUAGGAGGUGUUAUUGCUGUUGUCAUGAUACUUGGGUUCGGUGGGGCCAUAUGGGACUGGCGAAGUGGUCAGAUGGCAGGCCUGUAUGCCGCCGCCGCCGCUAUAUGGCUCCUCUUCUGUGUCCAGCAACGCUGGAGUCUAUUGGCUCUAGAACGUGUCUUCCCAGUCCAGCUCGUCGGUCGACUGGACAUGGUUAUAUUCUUCUGCUGGGGAGCUCUCGCGAUUUCUAACAUGGUCGUGACCAUCUAUUCACUACCCCUUUUCUUCCAGUUCGUCUAUGGGGACUCGGGGUUGCGGUCAGCAGCUUACACGAUCCCAUUCAUUGCCGCCGCCUUCGGCUCUACCGGCGGCGCGGGUCCACUCUUUGGCAAAUAUCCAAUGUACAUGCCAUGGUUCGCAGCCUGCAGCGCACUCAUGCUAAUCGGGAACGGGCUACUUUCAAGCAUCGAUUAUCACACCUCCCGGGGAACAAUCUGCGCUUUCACUGUCAUUCAAGGCCUGGGCUGUGGGCCCGUAAUUCAACUGGGAUAUACCGCAGCUCAGGUGAAGGUCAGCCGAACGGAUAAAGACGACAUCCGAAGCGUGACAGCCUUCAUGAGUUGCUCUCAAAUGGCUGGCCUUGCGUUGUCGCUCGGAGUUGCUACCACGGUGUUUCUCAAUAGCGCUACUGCAGAUAUCGCCGCGAUUAUCCCAGGUGUUCCCCGCGAGGUAAUUCAAGACACGAUCAAUGGCCUAGACACGUCACUUGUGGGUGAUCUUACAGCAGAGGCCCGCACCCACGUCCUUGAGGCAAUAGCUAACAAUGUGGCUAAAACCUUCUACUUAAAUGUUGCUGGAGCUGCGUUUGGGUUCAUUUUGUCGCUUGCAAUGAAACGCGAGAGACUGGAACUUGAAUCGUCCACGAAAUCGAAGAGCGAGGUCUCACAUUAA
This is a messenger RNA of Diaporthe batatas, 1611 nucleotides long. RefSeq lists its product as uncharacterized. Gene Ontology annotation, biological process: transmembrane transport. Gene Ontology annotation, molecular function: transmembrane transporter activity. Lineage: Eukaryota; Fungi; Ascomycota; Sordariomycetes; Diaporthales; Diaporthaceae. The record is from RefSeq and is a predicted model, not a curated record. The transcript is spliced from 2 exons. The coding region runs from base 1 to 1611 and encodes 536 amino acids.